AUGCUUUGUCGACGCCACCUCCUGCUGCUUGUGGCCGGGUCCGUGGCCAACUCUGCAGCUAUCCUCCCCCUAACCAGCAACGUCAGUCUCUCGUCGCUCUCCGCCCAAGGCCAGGGCUGUCCCAAGAAUUCUGUCUCCUCGCAAAUAAGCCCGGACGGGUCCGUUAUCACCUUUGGCUUCGACGACUUUGCGGCGUACUACGGCCCGGCAUUUCCGCCUACAGAACAGUCCAAGACCUGCGUCAUAAACGUAACGCUCAGCUACCCCGUUGGCUACAGCUUUUCCGUCCUGGGCGCGACGUACCACGGCUCGGCGCUGCUGGACGCCGGCUUGAACGCGAUCGUCUCGUCGUCCUACCGGAUCGCCACGGACGAAGUUGGAGCGGGGGACGUAACGCCCCCGGUUCAGACGCGAGCCACCAUUGAGGGCUCAUUCGAAGGCAUCUUCACCCAGGCCGUUCCAGUCGGAAAUGGCCCCGCGCUCAACUCACCCUGCUCGCAGGCCACCGCGGGCCUGCAGAUCGCGACACGUAUCUCGAUUGCAUCCCGCAACUCGGCGCCUUCAGGCAAUCUGGACGGCGACCCUCCGCUGUCGCUGACAUACGAGCAAGAACAGCUGGGAUGGACAGCUUGCACCGCAUAA
Messenger RNA from Thermothielavioides terrestris NRRL 8126, 642 nucleotides. RefSeq lists its product as uncharacterized. The record is from RefSeq and is a predicted model, not a curated record. The transcript has a single exon. Lineage: Eukaryota; Fungi; Ascomycota; Sordariomycetes; Sordariales; Chaetomiaceae. The coding region runs from base 1 to 642 and encodes 213 amino acids.